Molecule: messenger RNA, 965 nt
Organism: Pistacia vera
Lineage: Eukaryota; Viridiplantae; Streptophyta; Magnoliopsida; Sapindales; Anacardiaceae
Product: protein SPA, chloroplastic
Exons: 4
Coding region: 286-756 (156 amino acids)
Source: RefSeq, a predicted model, not a curated record
ACAAGUGAUUAUUGAAGGAUAAUGGAGGCCCUCGAUUUUUAAAAUUUUUCUUCAACUACUGACAAUCUUUAUUCUCAUCCGACAUAUUUCUCGUUCUUUCUGUCUCUUCAAAUCCCUGGAGCGAUCAGUCAGUCUCUGUACCAAACUCACAAUACAGUUUUGAUUGUCGAGUGUAGACAAAUGGUAACUGUGUAAUAUCAUGCGGAAAAAGAAUUAUGGAUAUAAAGCGGAUUUAAUUGAAAAGUAAAAGGAGCUAACCUGAGGCCACAUAUUUUCUGUAAAUCCAUGGCUAUGCCUGCUCUCUGUUUCUUCCCCCCUCAAUUCCACCCUCUUUCGUCUUCUUCAAAUCAUUCGCUUCCACCAAUAUUUUCCCCUUCAAAAUCACAAGUCCUCUUUCUCUCUCGUCGUCUUCGAAAGCAUAAAAAACCACUCAUUUACCAGCCCACUAUCACUAACCUCUUUCUCCAUCCAAUAUUUUUCUUCACUGCCUUUGACAGACCUUCGGCCUUUGAUACUCAAACCGCCCUUGCUACUAUCAGUGUUUUGGUUGCCAUCGUUCUCUCUCUCUUCCUCGGCUUCAAGAGAGAUCCUUUGCCUUGCGACCGCUGCGCCGGAAAUGGUGGUACUAAAUGUGUGUUUUGUAAUAAUGGUAAGAUGAAGCAAGAAACGGGUUUGAUCGAUUGUAAAGUGUGCAAGGGAGCAGGAUUAAUACUCUGCAAGAAGUGUGCAGGUUCUGGAUAUUCAAGACGUCUAUGAGCUGUAAUUCGAUUUUGACACAAUAUUUUUUUAUCUGUAAGAAAAUUUUACUGAAGCUUUAAUUCUUUUGUCCAUAUCCUCCCUUUUUUGCCCCUCGUUUCCCCCUUUGUUCCUCUCCUCUCUAUCUCUAAAUUCUUCACUUUUUUCAUUUCCAAUUUACAAUGUAAUUGUGGUGAAGUGGAAAUAGCAAUAUUGUAAAUUCUGAUGUA